Messenger RNA from Cylindrotheca closterium, 1182 nucleotides. The record is from the annotation of a GenBank genome assembly. Lineage: Eukaryota; Bacillariophyta; Bacillariophyceae; Bacillariales; Bacillariaceae.
AUGCAUGGUCUUCAUUUGUCCCGCUUCUUUUCAGGGCGACCGCCACCCCCUCCCAUCCAGGAGCUAAAUGCCUUGUUACAUGAAGAGCCGUAUGCAACGAUUGCCUAUUGUAUUUUUUGGGCUAUGCUGCUUUCCAUCGGAGCUCCCAUUGCAAUGAUUGUGUUGGCUGUGAUGCUUCCCUUGCAUCUGCUGAAGUAUUAUUGCUUUGAUCACCGUAUUCUUCCCAUCAAAUCGGAACAUAAAGAACUUGCUGUUGUCAUUACGGGUUGUGAUAGUGGUUUUGGAAAAGAACUGUCUUUUCGAUUGGCGGCGGAAGGAUUUCAUGUCUUUGCUGGCAUUUUGAAGCCUUCUUCCAAAGACCUUUUCCGUGGAGAAGCCUUGAUCCAGCCGAUGGUAUUGGAUGUGACGAACGAAAACGAUAUUAAACAUGCCUAUGAGAAAGUUUCCAAAUGGAUGAAAGCAGGAGACAAGCAACGAUGUUUACAUUCUCUUGUCAACAAUGCUGGGCUUGGACGCUUUGGAUUGAUAGAUUGGAUCACAAUGGAUGACUAUGAGAUUUGCAUGAAAGUAAAUUGCUAUGGUCCCAUUCGAAUGGUCAAAGCUUUUUUACCAAUACUGAAAGAUCAAGCCAUUCAAGGCUCUCAUACGCAAAGCCAGAUUGUCAACAUGGUAUCGUGCGCUGGAAUGGCUUCGGCCAGCGGAUUGGGUGGCACCCCCUACGAAGUCUCCAAGCAUGCCGCCGAAGCCUUUACGGAUUCUCUCCGAUUGGAAAUGAAAACUUUUGGUAUCAAGGUGAUAGCUGUCAAUCCAUCCUUUCAUUCCACUGAUAUGGUGGACAGCACCGACGAACUCUUGGACCCCGAGAACAUGUGGAAUGGCCUUUCCAAGACUCAUCAAGAGGAAUACGGUAAGACCUUUGUUGAUAAGCUUUGUGUCCACACUCGAACCGUGAUACGAACGGCCACUUGGGAUUUCAAAGUGGUGAUUGAUGUCAUGGUGGAUAUUAUCCAAUCGAGUAGUCCUCCUGCCCAAGUUGUAGUUGGAAUGGACUUUCGGUAUGGGUUGGCGGGAGUUCGCAUGUUUCCGCAGUGGCUUCGACACUGCCUGACACUGGUAGCUUUGCCCUAUCUAGAGCCAGCAGCAAUGACGCCCUCCAAACCUUUGGAGGCAAAGAUAGAGUGA